GCUCGGCUGCCUCGGUGUUUGCUGUCAGUCGGGGAGAAGCGGAGCGAUGUGAGGCGUCUGACAGCGGGACUGAAAAGACAGACUGGGUUUAAAAUCAGACCGGACCCCUCUGGAAUGAGGUCUGGUGAUAAGAACCAGACAGGAGCAAUAGCAAAAAUCAUGGUGACCAAAAAAAUCCGGACAGAGUAUAUGAAGAAAUUCAGGGAUCCAAAAUGGGAGACGUUUUCCAAAUGUUACGAGGACUCUGUGAAGUACCGUCUGACCCGGCGGGUGAUGGAGCACUCCCACAAGCCCUGGUUCUGGGAGGGCUGGGACAGCGGCUCUGACUCCAGCGGCUGGUCCACGCCGAGGCUGACCAGGAACAAAAUUGCUCCUCUGUCGCUGCCGCCGCCACCGCCAUCCUUGGAGGUGAAACAGAUGUCCAGCCCCGGGCCGAUACCACCUCCAGAGGACGGAGAGGCUGAGGUGGGAGGUGGAGAAGCAGCAGUCGUAGACACUGCACCGACUUCAGCAGUUAUAGAAAACUGUGUGAACGAAGCCAGCUGUGGUUCGGUGGCUCCAAACACCAGUGGACCCUCAGAGGACACGGCGACAGACAAUGGUCCUGCUGACACAACGUCCUCGGAGGGAGAGCCAGUAAACUCCGCACCGAAACGACGACACCGCCGCCGCACCCCUCGGUCUGAGCCAGAACACCGGGACAGUUCCCACGACGACAAACCGGCUGUCGUCCGCAAACCGCCGAGAGCUAAGAGCCAACCGCCGAUCAGCACCAAGGAGAACCGGAGAUCGUCCAGCCGACUGGACUGGACCGAGAGACAGACGGAGGUCAGGAGGACACCCAAUGAUUGCAACACGUCCGACGCCUGUGUUCAGACCCGGCGGCAGUCCGAAAAACGCAGCUCCAACCUGGACCGUCGACGGGCUCGGUCGGCUGACCUGGAGAAGAUGAGUCGGUCGCAGCUGACGGUGGCGGACGAUCGCUGGAUGACUGAGUACAUGCGCUGCUUCUCCGCCCGGCUGAGGUAGAGACAGGACUCCCCCACCCCGACCCCUGAAAAACCACAUUUCCUUAUCUGAGAGCAAAUAUCAGAUGGUGGAACAGGUGUCGGCUGACAAACUGACAACGAGGUUGUGUCGUUACAGUCCAUGAACGUGCUUUUGAGAGUGAAUCACUGCUGUCGAGGAAAGAAAAAUACCUAAAACUCUGUUGACUCUUAAGUUUAGAUGGUUAAAUAUUUGUAGACUUUGUGAUUUAAAUCUAAAGAUAUUCAGCAAACAUUUAACAAGAUGGGGUCCAUGGAUUAGGGUUCAGAAAUGAAAUGAAUCAGAUUAAAAUAUGAACUACAGCUCACAUCUGACCAUCAUUACACACUCAGACAAAAUCUUUGCUUAAUAGAUAGUCAAAAUGUCUCCUGACAGUAUUUUACUGUAGAAAUAUCUUUAAAGGGGACCUUUUAUGCUCAUUUCUGGGUUCAUACUUGUAUUUUGAAUUUCUACUGGAACAUGUUUACAUGCUUAAAUAGACAAAAACACUUUAUAUGGCAUUCAAUUUAAAAAAAAGGCAGUGGGGUGCGCCCCGUGUUUUACAGGUUGUGUUUCUGUAUGAUCUGGGCCUUAGUGUGUUAGGGCUGAUUAGUCGACUAAUCGAUGACUAAUCGACUAUU
Molecule: messenger RNA, 1667 nt
Organism: Epinephelus lanceolatus (giant grouper)
Lineage: Eukaryota; Metazoa; Chordata; Actinopteri; Perciformes; Serranidae
Gene: ccsapa
Product: centriole, cilia and spindle-associated protein a
Biological process (GO): regulation of mitotic spindle assembly
Cellular component (GO): cytoskeleton; ciliary transition zone; ciliary basal body
Molecular function (GO): microtubule binding
Source: RefSeq, a predicted model, not a curated record